Molecule: messenger RNA, 785 nt
Organism: Raphanus sativus (radish)
Lineage: Eukaryota; Viridiplantae; Streptophyta; Magnoliopsida; Brassicales; Brassicaceae
Exons: 1
Coding region: 301-534 (77 amino acids)
Source: RefSeq, a predicted model, not a curated record
GAGAUCACGUGGGGAGGAUAAGAAAUCGAAUUGAUGGGUUCAUGGGAAUGCUCUUAUCGCGGAUCUUGCCUCGUUUGACCACGCUCUCUCUCCCAUUUCUCCAAUAUUAUUUCUCGUUUAAUAAUUUUUAUUUUAUUACAAUUGUUUUAAAAAAUCAUGAGAGAUUGUUUUUGUGUUCACAUGUGGUGGUAUAAAUACAUAGAAGACUCCUCUUCAAUCCAACUCCAAAACUAAAGCGAAGAAGCAAUCCACUAUCAAAACUAAUUUCAUCUUCUUCUUUUGUGUCUAACCCAUAAAAGAAUGACUUCAUGGAAGAAAACUAUCACAACGCCAUUCAAGAAAGCGGCGACGUUCUUUAACCAACCGCAGCAAACGUCGCACAACCGCCACGCUAACUCGAAAGCGAGGGAGGAACAUGAGAGAAGAACGGUGAAUGAGCUUCAAGGUGAUGUCAUGGCUUGUGGCUAUGAAGAUGUCCUCGUCAUGUGGUCAAUUCUUGACAAGUCAAACUCUUCCAACAAUCUCAGUUCUUGAUUAGUUUAUUACAACAAAAACUAUUCGAAUUAUCUCUUUUCCAUUUUAUCUUCUGUGUAUAGUUGUAUUAGCCCGCCAUGUCUCUCAUCUUUCUCCUUUAUCUUCAUGUACGCGGCUUCUUUCUUUAGCUUUUAGUGAACUAUGAUCCGAUGAUUAGUUCUGAUUCGGAUGUUAUUAAUCCCCGUGAUGAUCUAAUCGACUUCACGGUGCGAUUUUUCAUUUAGUUUGAAAAAUCAAGUCUUUUGAUGUUA